CUCGUCACAUGUUCGACACUCAAGUAGAAAACUAAGAGCAGUACAGUGCCAACCGAGCCCGAUCGAACGCUGAGCAACCGUUAGAAAGACCAUCGACUGCAACUCACCAACAGUUAGAACAGCCCACACUCCCCCGCGAACCGAAUUCAGCGCUAAACAGCCAGGUGCAAGUGCAACUUUUGUCAGCCCUUUUUGCUGUCAAAUCAAACCGAAAAACCGAAAACCACAUUCUCGAAGCUUUUCGGCAAGCUUCCGCCAACUGAUUGAAACGCGUGGUCCGAAAAGCGAAGAAAAUAAGCGAAAAGCAAGCGAAAAGAAGUGAAAUUGAAAUCUAAAAUCAAAAAUCGAAAAGUUUGGGAGUUCCGCGUGUGUUUGUGUGUGAGUGAGUGUUUCGCAGUGUGUGUGUGUGUGCGUGAGAUCGUGAGCAGUGCAACGGUAUAGUUGAGAAACCAAAAGUAACGGCAGUCGAGCAAGAGCAAUUAGGGUGCCACUUGUCAGAAUUCGAGCGAAAGGAGAACCGAAAGUUUUGGUUUGUGUUACUUUGCCAUAGUAAUCCAAAAUCAAAACCCAAUACCGAAUAUACCGAUCGCCAUCCUGGCACGCCCGUUAAAUUUUGUGUGAGGGCGAUCUGCCAGCGGUUCGCCGGAACGUUCAACUCCACCCACACCCUGCUGCCCGUCGUCGAUAGCAUACCGAUAGCGAUAGCCGAUGCCCGAUACCCGAUGCCGAUAGACCACGAUAGCCGCUUCUCCGAGAGACAAUUCAGCAAAGACCGUGUCGACAGGACUCUGAGCGGCCUUCUCCCUUCCAGUGAGCGCCAGUACUAAAGCCCUACCGCGCGGAUUUUGGAUUAUCAGUGACUAGGCACGACCUGUCCGAAGUGUUCAGGCCAACCAAAAGGGGUAGCAAACGCGAGGACAGCAAUAUCGCCGAAAGAAAAAGACGCAGUUGAGAAAAAAGUGUUAGCAAGUGGGAAACAACAUUAAUGAAUUUCGUGAUUAAAAACAUUUCAAAAGGUGUACAACAAAAGCUCAUUUAACACAUAUAAAAAUAAAAAAGAACGCAAGCGAAAUAUACAAAAUAUAAAAUCGCGGCGCGCCAACAACAAAACGUGGCACAAACUAAAAACACAAAACAAAAAGCUCAACGAAAACGAGAGCGAAUGCGAGUGCGCGCGCGCGAGUGAGAUAGCAGUUAAUAGAGGAGAGAGCGGUAGGCAAGAGAGCGACAACAACAAAACACAAGCGCAAGCAGAAGCCAAAAGCCAAUUGCGCACGGAACGUAGAAGAAGAGAGAACUAACGGAACUCUAGAAGCGCAGCACGGAUAACGGUUGAAAAGGGCCGAACAGCCAGAAUCGAAGCAGGGAAAAUGGUAAACAAGGUGAAUAGCAAGAAGGCGGACAAGGACAAGGAGAGGCAGCGAGAGGCAAUGUUGCCGGCGGCGGGCAACAACAGCAGCAGCAACAUCGAGAACAGCAGCAACCUGAGCAACAUAAACAGUCAAAAGCCCAUCAACAAAACAGUCAAUAACAAAGGUCAGAAUGUCAAGUCAAAUGGCAGCAACAAAAAGGGUGCGGGCAAAGGACAACAGCAGCAACAACAACAGCAGCCGCAGCAACAGCAACGCAGCGGCAAGAAAGCCAAGCCACAGCGUCAACAGAUUUUCCUGCAAUCGCUGCCACGCGACAGCAGCAACUACAGGAGCAACACUUACAGGAGCAACAUCGUUUUAAGCACCAACAGUAGCAGCAACAGCAACAAAAGUAGUAGCAACAACAGUAGCAAUAGUAACAGCAGCAGCAGCAGCAGCAACAGUGACAACAUCUUGGACACACCGGCAACCCUGGACAGCACAGUGGGCAAAAUCAACCCCGCCGAGCUGCUAACAGCCGCCUUGGCUGUGCCCUGUGCCAAAUGCUCUAAGCCAUCGAUGAUCUCCAGUCUGACCACCGCCGUAACCUCCUCCACAUCCUCCGCCUCCACCUCCUCGGCAUCCGCCUUGUCCUCCUCCUCCUCGUCGUCGUCGUCGUCAACCAGUUCCGGAUCGGAGACCGCCAGCAACUACAGCGAUCUCAACUAUCCGGAACCGGUUGCCUACUCCGGCAAGCAGUACCGCAAGUCCAAAUCCUACAUGGGUGUAUCCCAGUACAAUGGCUCAUCGAACACCUAUCAAUCGGGUCGGGGGCCCAAUACCGCUGGCGGUGGUAAUCAUGGCCACCAUGUGGCCUACAGGCGCUCCCACAGCGAUCGGCGCAACUCGUUCGAUCGCACCUUCGCCGAAAGGAAUCGCGACUUUGUGCCCAUCGUGCCGCCGUCGCGUCCGGUCCUGUCGUCGUCCAACAUCGCCGGAGUCAUGGCCAGUUCCACCAAGCUGACGAUCAUAGAGCGGUUCGGCAAAGGUCGUGUCGCGUAUCCCAUAAUGCAGUGCGGGACACUAGACGGUGCCGAACCGUUGUAUCAUCAGCAGCGCAGCAACAGAAUGGACGUCUACCAGAUCGACGAUGGCUUCCACUCGGACGGCGGCACCGAGACACCGCCGCCGUCGCCCAGUUCCGGGUCAUCGAUCGCCUCGACAUCGGACCACGGAUCGCUGGAGAGCGUCGACACCGGCGGGACGCAGCGGCUGGCCGUGCUGUCGUUCGAGCAGGUGAGCAAGCUGCACGACGUCAUGGACGAGAAGGUGGCCAUCCAUGGGCGCGGCAACUUUCCCACGCUGGAGGUGACGCUCAAGGAUCUGGUCAAUCUGGUGCGCCGGAAGCUGGAGGCCGAGGUGAACGCCGGCGGCGCCGGGGUGUUAGUUAAGGACAUCCGUCUCAACGGCGGGGCAGCUAGUCAUGUUUUAGCCAGCGAGGAUCAGCCGUACAAUGACCUGGACCUGAUAUUCGCCAUCGAGCUGAGUUCGCCGCGCGUCUUCGAUCGCGUCAAGUUGGCGGUGCUCAACACUUUGCUGGAUCUGAUGCCCGAGGGCGUCUGCAAGCGCCGCAUCUACACGUGCUCCCUGAAGGAGGCCUAUGUGGGCAAGAUGGUGAAGGUGAACAACAACAAUGACGGCGAUCGCUGGUCGCUCAUCUCGCUGGGCAACUCGCCGGGACACAAGAAUGUGGAGCUGAAGUUUGUCGAUUCGAUGAGGCGACAGUUCGAGUUCUCGGUGGACUCGUUCCAGAUUGUGCUCGACUCGCUGCUGCUCUUCUACGACUGCGCCGCGCUGCCCAUCUCGGAGAACUUCUAUCCGACGGUGGUCGGCGAGUCGGUCUACGGCGACUUCCAGGAGGCACUCUACCACUUGCAAAAGAAACUGAUCUCAACGCGUCAGCCGGAGGAGAUACGAGGCGGCGGCCUGCUCAAGUACUGCAAUCUACUGGUGCGCAACUACAAGGCCGUCGACUCGCAGCUCAUCAAGACCCUGGAGCGUUACAUGUGCUCGCGAUUCUUCAUCGAUUUCCCGGACAUCAAUACGCAGACCACCAAGCUGGAGGCCUAUUUGCGUAACCAUUUCUGGGGCGUCGAUGAGGAACCGCUGCAGUAUCAGUACCUGAUGCAUUUACGCGAGGUGGUCGAGAUGUCGACGGUCUGUCUGAUGGGCCACGAGCGGCGCCAGACGCUCCACCUUAUCCAGUCGCUGGCCGCCCAGGUGCUCUUCAACAAGCAGGAGAAGCAACAGCAGGAGCAGUACCAACAGCAACAGCAGCAGCAUCAUCAUCAUCAUCAGCAGCAGCAGCAGCAGCAGCAGCAGCAGCAACAGCAACACCAGCAGCAUCAGCAGCAGCAACACCAGCAGCAACGUCAGCAACAGUUCCUGGACCCAGCGCAGCAGCAACAGCAGCAGCAGCAGACACAGACGCAACAGCAACAGCCGCAGCCGGCGGCCACCCUGACCCUGGUCUCGCAGGCACCGCCCACGGGCCAGGCGCAGGCAAUCUAUGUGCAACAGGCCGCCCCAGCCGCCGUGUGCUGCACGAGCAGCGCGGAUCAGACGGCGACAGGAGCACCACAGGCCAUACAGAUACAGACCGGACCGCCGGGACUCAUCUACGCCAACGGCGUCUACUAUGCACCUGUGAUCCCCAGCACCAUCUGCACGUGCAACUCCACCUGGCUGAGCACGUGAUUGGGGCAGCAAGAGCAGCCUCAGCAGCCUCAG
Molecule: messenger RNA, 4142 nt
Organism: Drosophila biarmipes
Lineage: Eukaryota; Metazoa; Arthropoda; Insecta; Diptera; Drosophilidae
Product: terminal nucleotidyltransferase 5C
Exons: 3
Coding region: 1371-4109 (912 amino acids)
Biological process (GO): mRNA stabilization
Molecular function (GO): RNA binding; poly(A) RNA polymerase activity
Source: RefSeq, a predicted model, not a curated record